GGCAUCUUGGUAACAUCGGUUUUUUACAUUUGAGGUUUUAGGUCUCAGUGUACAGGUGUGUUCUACAUCCUUUUCAAGAAGAACUUCUCUACCUCUUAGACACUGUGCCACUAGAAUAGACAUAUCUCCUGCUUUGUCAUUGUUUCAGGAGGGAAUGCAUAUUCUUUCUAGGGCCACCUGUUUCUUCAUUCAUACUACUCAAAACAGUUCAGACUUUUUGAUUGAACUGUCUUACUGAGAAGGAUGUGUUUUACACAUAUAUCUUUAAGAAGGAAAAAACUAGUGUUGGAAACUUUCUAGAAGAAAUGCAGAAAACAUAUAACCUAAUGAUAGAAGUUUUAAAGCUGAUACUUUACAAAAACAAACUCUUUGCUGCUUUGAGUGCAUAGUGAAGUAGAGGUACUUUUGUCCGUCUACAUAAAAAUAGUGUUGUAAUGUUUGGAGGCCUUUUGGGCUUAUUACUAUAAAGGAAAAAAAAGCAUUUGAGCUAAGGCAUUCUCAAUGCAGCUUUAGGAAAUCUCUUAGAAAUUUAUGGCACAUAGUCUUUAGUUGUGUUUUCUGAAAAGGAGUUCUAGAAUGGGGGGAACAAUUACUCAUGGAAACUAUCCAUGUCACUAGGAAACUAGAACUUAUGUGAAAGAAAGAGGUCUGGAUUUGACGUCAAUUUUAGCGAAGUCUCUAAGGAGCUUGGUUGUAUUUUACUCCUUGAAGGAAAGAGUGAACGCAAUCCAGAGAAGGCCCAAGUUGAAUACCAAAGAUGAACUAAGUCUGCAAUCCAGGUAACAAAUCACAAGACAGUGGCAUAGCAGAGAUGGAAGAACUCCCUGUCCCACAUAACAUCAAAAUAAGUAACAUCACAUGUGACUCCUUCAAGAUCUCAUGGGAGAUGGACUCGAAGUCAAAGGACCGCAUUACACACUACUUCAUUGACCUCAACAAGAAAGAGAACAAGAACUCUAAUAAAUUUAAACACAAGGAUGUUCCAACAAAAUUGGUGGCAAAAGCUGUUCCCUUGCCAAUGACUGUUCGUGGACACUGGUUUUUGAGCCCAAGGACUGAGUAUACAGUAGCAGUGCAGACGGCCUCAAAACAAGUUGAUGGUGAUUAUGUUGUAUCUGAAUGGAGUGAAAUUAUCGAGUUCUGUACAGCAGAUUACUCAAAAGUUCAUCUAACACAGCUGCUGGAGAAGGCUGACGUGAUUGCAGGACGCAUGCUCAAGUUCUCUGUUUUCUACAGGAACCAGCACAAAGAGUAUUUUGACUAUGUUAGAGAACACCAUGGAGAUGCUAUGCAGCCUUCUGUAAAGGAUAACAGUGGCAGCCAUGGCUCACCCAUCAGUGGAAAACUAGAAGGCAUCUUCUUCAGCUGCAGCACUGAGUUCAAUACAGGGAAGCCACCCCAGGAUUCACCGUAUGGAAGAUACAGGUUUGAGAUUGCAGCAGAAAAACUGUUCAACCCCAAUACUAACUUAUACUUUGGGGACUUCUACUGUAUGUACACUGCGUAUCAUUAUGUGAUUCUUGUCAUUGCCCCUGUGGGAUCACCAGGAGAUGAAUUCUGUAAGCAGCGCCUUCCUCAACUAAAUUCCAAGGAUAAUAAGUUUUUGACCUGUACAGAAGAAGAUGGGGUGCUGGUGUACCACCACGCCCAGGAUGUCAUUUUAGAAGUCAUUUACACUGACCCUGUGGCUCUUUCUCUGGGCACCGUGGCAGAAAUCACUGGUCAUCAGCUCAUGAGUUUGUCUACUGCAAACGCAAAGAAAGACCCCAGCUGCAAAACCUGUAACAUCAGUGUCGGACGUUAACGCCACUUUCGUACUCUCCCUCCCCGUCUUCCCAUAGGAGCACUGCCCUCUGUUGUCCAUUUUCAUCAUCAGAUGUUCCCACUGAAGCAUGCAUAUGCCGCUGUCACCAAAAGCAAACUACCAUUCAGAGCCUUCCCGUGUCUCCUCUUGCCCACCCUGUCCACCACUUCCAGUGAUGUCCCCAAGUUGUCCUGACACUUUGUUUGCCUAGAUGCUGCAAUGCUUUUAUGUUUCCUUUAUGCCAAACAUAACAAGACAGUUAUAUAGACCGCUUUAGCAAAGUACAAAAUAAUGGCUUAUAAAUGGUGUUUAAAUAUGCAUCCAUUUUAAUCUACUGAAUAAAUAUUGGGAUAACGCCAAACCGCAUGAAAGGGUGUAAUUGCAGCAUGAGUUAAAUCUUAAAGCCUAGAAUCAUCAGCACUUCCACCUUGUUGUUUGACAGUGUUAUUUAUGUUAUUUAUAUUAGCUAACAGGAAACAGUUACUGUGCUUCAACAUAAUAAAUAUAAUAGAAAAAUAUUUUAUUUGUAUGUUGUAUAAAAUAUUUACAAUCAUAUAGAAUAUAGUUACAUUUUAAUAGCAAUUGUAUACAUCUCACGAAACCAUUUCCCUUAUCAAAGAUGUAAUUUGUAAACCUUAAAUAGUUGUGUAUCUGUCCUGUUACAAGUAGAUGACUUCAAUUAAACAAAUUUAUGAAGGCCA
Molecule: messenger RNA, 2505 nt
Organism: Peromyscus leucopus (white-footed mouse)
Lineage: Eukaryota; Metazoa; Chordata; Mammalia; Rodentia; Cricetidae
Gene: Phyhipl
Product: phytanoyl-CoA 2-hydroxylase interacting protein like
Exons: 5
Coding region: 812-1804 (330 amino acids)
Cellular component (GO): cytoplasm
Molecular function (GO): protein binding
Source: RefSeq, a predicted model, not a curated record